Meriones unguiculatus (Mongolian gerbil) is the source of this 2013-nucleotide messenger RNA. RefSeq names its product angiotensinogen (gene Agt). Lineage: Eukaryota; Metazoa; Chordata; Mammalia; Rodentia; Muridae. The record is from RefSeq and is a predicted model, not a curated record. Bases 181 to 1680 code for a protein of 499 amino acids. Gene Ontology annotation, biological process: regulation of systemic arterial blood pressure by renin-angiotensin. Gene Ontology annotation, molecular function: serine-type endopeptidase inhibitor activity. The transcript is spliced from 5 exons.
UGGCCAAGCCUGGAUUCCCAUGGCCCCCGACCUGGGUCCUCCCCCAGCCUCUGCACGGAGUAGCCUGGGAGUGGAGCCAUCUCCACCCCUCAGGCAUAAAUAGGCCUGUUGGGCUCACCAGGGGAUAGCUGUGCUUGUCUGCGCUGAGGCUGAAGGGCACAGAGGCGAGCGCUCAGAUCAAUGAUGACUCCCACAGGGAUAGGCCCGAAGGCCACUGUCUUCUGCAUCCUGACCUGGAUCAGCCUGACAGCUGCGGACCGCGUGUACAUCCACCCCUUCCAUCUCCUCUACUACAGCAAGAGCAGCUGUGCCCAGCUGGAGAACCCUAGUGCAGAGACACCCCCAGAGCCGACCUUCGCGCCUGUCCCUAUUCAGGCCAAGACCUCCCCUGUGGAUGAGAAGACCCUUCUCGAGCAGCUUGUGCUGGAAACUGAGAGGCUGGAUGACGAGGAUCGGCAGCGGGCUGCCCAGGUCGCGAUGAUAGCCAACUUCAUGGGCUUCCGCAUGUACAAGCUGCUGAGCGAGGCCGGCGGCGUGGCCAGCGGGGCCGUCCUCUCCCCGCCAGCUCUCUUUGGCACCCUGGUCUCUUUCUACCUCGGAUCCUUGGAUCCCACCGCCAGCCAGCUGCAGGCGCUGCUGGGAGUUCCCGUGAAGGCGGGAGAAUGCACCUCCCGGAUGGAUGGGCACAAGGUCCUCGCUGCUCUGCGGGCCAUUCAGGGCCUGCUGGUCACCCAGGGCGGGAGCAGCAGCCAGGCACAGCUGCUUCAGACCAUGGUGGUGGGGCUCUUCACAGCGCCGGGCCUGCGCCUGAAGCAGCCUUUCGUUCAGAGCCUGGCUCCCUUUGCCCCUGCCAUCCUCCCACGCUCUCUGGACUUGUCCACUGACCCAGGUCUUGCUGCUGAGAAAAUCAGGAGGUUCAUGCAGGCUGUGACAGGGUGGAAGAUGAACUUGGCACUGGACAGGGUCAGCACAGACAGCACCCUACUUUUCAACACCUACGUUCAUUUCCAAGGUGAGGCAAACCCGUGGGUCUGCACGGGCCCUGGUUUGAACCAUGGAUGGCAUCUGGGCUUCCAAGGGAAGAUGAAGGGCUUCUCCCAGCUGGCCGGACUCCACGAGUUCCGGGUGGACAACAGCACCUCCGUGUCUGUCCCCAUGCUCUCGGGCACCGGCAACUUCCAGCACUGGAGUGACUCGCAGAACAACUUCUCUGUGACGCGCGUGCCCCUGGGGGAGAGCGCCACCCUGUUGCUGAUCCAGCCGCACUGCACCUCAGAUCUAGACAGGGUGGAAGCCCUGGUCUUCCAGCAUGACUUCCUGACUCGGAUAAAGAACCCGCCUCCUCGGGCCAUCCGCCUGACCCUGCCCCAGCUGGAAAUCCGGGGAUCCUACAACCUGCAGGACCUGCUGGCCCAGGCCAAGCUGCCCACCCUUUUGGGGGCUGAAGCAAAUCUGGGCAAGAUUGGUGACAGCAACCCCAGAGUGGGAGAGGUUCUCAACAGCGUCUUCCUUGAGCUCAAAGCCGGAGAGGAAGAGCAGCCGACAGCGCCCGCCCAGCAGCCUGGCUCACCUGAGGCGCUGGAUGUAGCCCUGAGCAGCCCGUUCCUGUUCGCCAUCCACGAUCGGCACUCGGGCGCCCUGCACUUCCUGGGUAGGGUGGACAGCCCUCAGAGCGUGUGAGGCCCGGUGCCACGGGGGCCCUUGCGUGCAGCCGAGGCAAGGCCAGCGUCAGAGGGCCAUCCUGGACAAGAACCAGUGCUGUCACCCCUCCAUCGAGGCCGAGGCUGUCUCCUUGGAGACUGCACCGAUAAUAAACAGUGAGCACCAGAGCUGGCCUCCUGGGCUGUGGGUUUGUUUGGAAGCUGGGGUGAGAGCCAGCAGCUGGCACGCUGCACAGGACUGCCACUGUGCAAAGAAUCUGGAUCAAACAACUGUUUGUGAAACCAAAAAGCCUCCCCUUUUUUUCAAGAACAGAAAUUGGGUUUUCACAUUAAAAUACCCAUUGUCCCCUCA